This is a messenger RNA of Labrus mixtus (cuckoo wrasse), 2730 nucleotides long. RefSeq names its product GRAM domain-containing protein 2B-like. The transcript is spliced from 12 exons. Lineage: Eukaryota; Metazoa; Chordata; Actinopteri; Labriformes; Labridae. The coding region runs from base 141 to 1136 and encodes 331 amino acids. The record is from RefSeq and is a predicted model, not a curated record.
AGAGUAACUCAGGAAAAAGAAGACUUAUGAUUAUAUGCAAGGUGUUUUAAUAAGAGGGGAAAGCUCAAACCAGAUGCAAUUUUGCUCUGCAUGUCUGAAAGUGUGCGUACCUAUAUGAGCUCGAAGUGUUUAUUUCCAUCAUGAGCAUUAACAGAAGAUUCUCACUGGACAGUUCUGACUUGGCAUAUGAAGCAGGACUGCUUGGCGCUAAGGGAGGUGGCAGCAUAUCAGGUAGUAAAAAAUCUAGACAGAGCCUGGUUGAGGGCCGGCUGGAGACCCAGGAAGUAAAUAACAGCCUCAGGGAGCAGGCCAUAGCAGAGGAACUACCAGAUGGUCUCAUCAACAGUAAUAGCUUCAAGAAGCACAACAAAAACUUCCGCAAACUGUUUCCAGAUAUUCCAGAGCUCGAGAAUCUGACACAUGCAUUCACCUGUGCCAUGCAGAAGGAGGUGCCGUAUCAUGGAAAACUCUAUAUUUCUGAUCACCAUGUGUGUUUUCACUCCUCCGUGCUGCUCAAAGAAACCAAGGUGGCGAUUUCUGGAUGCAGUGUCAAGGAGGUGAAGAAGUAUAACACGGCAUUAUCCAUGUUGUCAAUAAAGACGACGGAUGGAAAGAAGUUCUCAUUUGUGUCUUUGAGAAACCGUGAGCAGUGUUACAAACUCCUUCACAACAUCUGUUCAUAUGCUAAGGAGGGGAGUGCAAACAGCAGCCCUCAUCACUCCUCUGCAGAGAAUGAAGUUGAGCCUGACGUUGCCUCCAGUGUUUCCAGCUUGGAGGACGUCACAGAUCAUGAUCUGAGCAGACAGAACAGCAUUCAUCUUAAAAACAGCGUUCUGCAGAUGUCCGGUGAAGGUCCAACCAGUUCCAACUUCACACAUCAAAGCAGCUUAACAGACGCAGACAACAGAGCUGGGCCAUGGAUUUGGAGGAUCAUGGAGAGAGUUGUACCGUUCCUCUUCGUCAGUGAAAUGAGGAACCUCAGGAGUCUCUUCUACAUCUACUUUAUGCUCAUGACAUUGCUGCUUGUGGCAUCGGGGUACAUCGGGAUGAGGAUCAUUGCUCUGGAGGAGCAGCUGAACACCUUGGGAGACCUGACAGUGUUGGCGCUACACAAGAGACAGUACCAGGAAAACUAGCCAGCAGAGGCAGUGAUAAACAAAUCCCCUAUGGAACUCAUGCAAUGUACCUCUUUUAUUAAGACUCCACUGUACACAUUGAUCCCUGUCUAGAUAACUCUCUAAAUCAACUCAAUAGAAAGAGACUAUUUGACUUAACGUUCAUCUUUCAGUAAAAUGUUUCCUCCAAAGAAAUGUACAGUUUAGUUCACAAAUAGGAUCUCCAAUCUUUUAUUAGCAUCAUGUUUACAGUGGAUGUAGAUCAGCAUUAAGGUGCUUUCUGGAUGUGUGAACACGGACACACGUGGUGAACUACAUGGAUGAGUGACUGCUUUGGCGGAGAAGCACCACACUAUUUCUGUCCGGAGUGCAAUCAUUUUCUGCUGACAGGUCAAAGAUAUGAAGCCAUUUCUCCAGCAAAGAGCCAUAUGGAGGCAGCGUGCUGAAGCCAGGUUUGUUUCCUGGCCGUGUGCUCAGCUAGCAGACGUUUCUGGGCUGACCUGCAAAAUGUGACAUCACAGUUGAUUUUAACAAGAAGGUGAAAAAGCACCUUUUUCUGUUUCUUGAUUAAGAAUCAAAUGUACAUUGUAAAAUAAUGGUUCAUGUUGUUUUAGUGAAUUACUGGUACUUUAUCUUACUGUUAUUGACAACAUUCAGCCAGCAGGGGGCAGUCAGUCCUUUAACAUAACUUACAGGCAGAACGUCAGCUCUCGAAACACUUUUUUCUUUUUUAAAGGGGCUAUAUGUAACUUUCAAAAAUACUGCGAUACCGCAUGGACGUUAGGUGAACUGCACCAGUAACCUGUUGCUCGCUCUCCCUCGCGUGCUCGUCAUACGUGCUCGUACGUACACAACACUGGAGAUUUACCGGCAUAAUGUUUACAGAGGAGGAAAGUGAAAGUCUGUGUGUCUGUAUUCAUUCUCCAUCCUACAAACGACAGUCUCAGCAGGCACUGGCUAAGAGCAGGAGUGUGUGAUGAGUCUGUAAUGUUGAUCUCUGUAAGCGGAGCGGAGUGAGGACGUUGAGAACGUGCAUAAAAUGUCACUUCCUGGAGCUUUCGCGGAAAAUACGACCCGGGGAAACUUUUUAGUUUAGAUAGACAGUGAACAUUAAUGGGAGAUAAAAAACGAUUUAUACAUGUAAAAAGUUACAUAUAGCCCCUUUAAAAAUACAUGUAUAAUGUUAAGAAGAAAAAUUCAUUUUUUUUGCCAAACUGUAAACUUGUGUUCAUAAACAUUAAAAAAAAAAAAAAAAAAAAAAGACUUCUAACUUGGUGUCACAAAACAUGGGGACACAUAAGUGAUUGUAUGUGUUACAUUGUGACAGAAACAUUCUGGUGUUUUUACAAAGUUUUCUUUUUACAUUUACCAGGUCUGAUAAAUGUCUCAAGGAUUGUUUUAACUGUGACCAAUAAACAUAUCUUCAUCAAUUCCAGCCUAUCAAAGAAGUUUGAAAUUACUAUGUACAAAAAUAGAAACUGUUCUAUCAAUACCAGAUAUUAUACAUGUUUAUUAACUAAUGCACUGUGUACAAUCAAAUUGAAAAAGAAAACGACAUUUUUGUACAUAAGUGAUCUUUUUAUUAUUUUGUUGUCAAUAAAAAGGUCAAGAUUCA